Lepidothrix coronata (blue-crowned manakin) is the source of this 1920-nucleotide messenger RNA. Its product is annotated as dual specificity protein phosphatase 22-A-like. Gene Ontology annotation, cellular component: cytosol. Gene Ontology annotation, biological process: protein dephosphorylation; transforming growth factor beta receptor signaling pathway; regulation of cell population proliferation. The record is from RefSeq and is a predicted model, not a curated record. Gene Ontology annotation, molecular function: protein tyrosine/serine/threonine phosphatase activity. NCBI's taxonomy places the organism in Eukaryota, Metazoa, Chordata, Aves, Passeriformes, Pipridae. The transcript has 8 exons. The coding region runs from base 136 to 768 and encodes 210 amino acids.
ACCCUCCCCUGCCUGGCACCAGCCACUCUUCUCUGUUCCCUUCCCUGGUGCAGCGGCAGGACCUGCGGGAGCAGCCUGAAGGUAGCCUUGGAGACCAAGAAACUGCCUGAAUCCUGAUCCUGGGGAGAGAAACCCAUGGGGAAUGGAAUGAGCAAGGUUGUCACAGGCCUCUACCUCGGGAAUAUCCGUGACUCUGAGGACCACGAAAACCUACUGAAGAAUGGGGUGACCCACAUCCUCUCUGUCUACAACGGUGCCAAGCCCGUGCUGGAGGACAUGACCUAUCUGUGUAUCUCGGCCUCAGAUUCAUCCAGUCAAAACCUGCUGCAGCAUUUUAAGGAGAGCAUCAAGUUCAUCCACGAAUGCCGGCUUGGUGGGGGAGGCUGCCUUGUCCAUUGCCUGGCCGGGGUCUCCCGCAGCACCACCAUCCUGGUGGCUUAUCUGAUGACAGUGACAGAGCUGGGCUGGGAGAGCUGCCUGGCUGCCACCAAGGCUGUGAGACCCUAUGUCAGCCCCAACUCUGGCUUCCAGCAGCAGCUGCAGGAAUACGAGAGGACCCUGCUACAGGAGUAUCGUGCCUGGAUCCGCCGUGACUAUGGCAGGAACCCAUUCCAGGACCAGGAGGAGCUGCAGCGCUUGCUGGGCCAGCAGAAGCAGGAGCAGAAGGAGCAGCAGCUGGGGAGCUCCUGGUUCCGCUCUGCAGCUCCCACCUACCCACCUCCCUGCCACACCGGUGGCACUGGCGGCAGCAGAUGGAUGAACAGAUAAGCAGCUGCUCUUGGGCAGGCAUUGGCCUUGGGGCUCAGAAAACUCACUUCCCUUUGCCAAGCACCUCUGGGGGUUCCUGUCUGGGGCAGAAAGCUGCCAGCACCGGCCAUGGGCUCCGGGGCUGGAGCUGGAGGGACAGGACUUGCAGACCACCCUCUUGGCUGCCAGUUUAGUGUGUACCCCUGGGCAAACCAGUUAAUUGGUGACAGUGUCUUGCUCUGCCCUGUUCCUCCAUUCCCAAUGGAUCAUGGCCACUUUCCAUCCUCAGAGCAGCAGCCAGCCCUGUCCCUCUCUCUGACACCUGGAUACCUGGCUGCUUCUCUGGCAGGGCAUAGGAAUGAUGAUGCAGACAUUGGAAAGCCACGGUGGGAUGAGAUGGAGAGAGGCCACCUUGUUCUCUGCUUUGCAGUGACACUGGGGCCAAUGCAGCUUGCCCUGAGGAGGGAGGGAUGAAUCCUGAGUGUGGAGAUGCUGCUUAGCCCUGUCUGGCACCCAGAGGGGUGGGGAGAGGGGCUGGGGGCUCCGGGGGCUGCAGAUGCCCCUCGAUGUUCUUGGACUUUCCUGGUCUAGCCUGUCCUUGGCCAACAUCUAUCUGGCAUUUUUCUUAACCCACCCCCAGGGAGUGGGGAAAUCCAACAGCGCUGGAGGCUGCCUGUCCCACUGCUUCCAUCCCCAGAGCCAGAGAGGUUUUGGGUUUUCCCUGAGCCUGAUCUGAAUGUCCCUGUUUGCAAAAGAAGCCAACUGCUUGGUUGGACUCAGUCAACCCAUGGACCAGUUUAAUGCUGUCCCUUUCCUACAGCAUUUUUAAUAUCAAAAGAUCAUGACCAUGUCCUGCUUUUCAUCCCAGACUCAUUUCCAGGACUUUCAUUGGCAGGACUCCUCCUAUCUGUCCUACAAGGAAGGGAUCUCAUACCAUUGAUUCAGCCCUUCCACAUGGAAACCUUCAAGCCUUCCAUACCACUUUGGCAUUUUACUAUAAAUACCUUGUUUGGCUUCUCAAAAAUAUCUGUUCUGAAAUUCCUUCUGAGAAAAAAGGCAUUAAAAAUAUUUCUAGGAAUUCUCUUAAUGAAAACUUCUGGGUACUCGAAGUGUAACAGCAUCAGAGGUGACUCACCCAAAUCCUAAUAAAGAGAAGAAUGAUUAAAACCAUGA